AUGAUGAACUCCGUUCGCCAACCUAGAGCUCAGCUAGACGAUAUCGUCAAAGUCAAGCAGAGCCGUCCUAUAUGCAGAGACCUACAGCCCGGCGACGAGUAUGAUGAACUGAAUACUAUCGGAAUUGAAAGUCUCAGAGAUGAUUGUGGAUACUGUCGUAUUCUCGAGUCGGCCAUGAAUAGUAUUGUUGAUGAACCAACAACUCAGCUUUUUGUGCACAGCAAAGAAGGCGAGCCCAUUAGCGUUGAGUACUUCUAUGAGAAGGACCUAGACCCCGAGGAUACCUAUGCGAGCAAGGCCGGGUUCAUCAUCUAUUCUCACGACAAGUCUCAGCUUAUCCCUGGCCUUGGAAUCCUUGGCGCAUAUCCCGAAUCUACCGAACUCGGUGCAUCUGUAAAUUUCAUCAAUGUACAGAUGUUAGAAUGCAGCACCAAACACGAGUCAUGCAAAAAACAGCUCGAGUCACCGCUUCCAACACGUGUCGUUGGUGUUGGCUCUUCUGACACAGACAUCAGGCUUGUCGAAUUAAAGGAUGUCCCGGCACAAUACGUGACAUUGAGCCAUUGCUGGGGCGGUAAGCAACCACUCAGGACAGUUACAGCCAACAUCGACGCCAUGAAAAAGUCAAUUGAUGUAGACUCUCAACCGAUUGUCUUCCAGCAAGCUGUUCAGAUUGUUCGGGCGCUGAACAUCGAGUAUAUAUGGAUUGACUCGCUCUGCAUCAUUCAAGACAGCAAGUCGGACUGGGAACUCGAUUCUUUUCAAAAUGUGCGAUUACUACGAAAACUCCUUCUUGACUAUCUCAACAGCCACGUCACCAAAUUCCACCGUCCCAUUUCUCGGCCCACGAGACAAGCGGUGCGCAUACCGAAGGAGCCAGAAGAAGAAGGAAUGAUUUUCACGCGGGCUUGGACAUGGCAAGAGGCUGCCAUGUCAUCGCGCACUAUUUAUUUCACGCCGUCAGAACUCAUUUGGGAGUGUUCGGAGCAUGUUGCGCCGCAAAGAUAUAUACCCGAUCUUGAGACAUCUGAAAGGCUGGGCUUUUCUAAGCUCUUGUCUAUUCUGAGAUUCAGCUUGAAUUUGGAUAUGGGUCGCGAUAUCGACAGUCCAGUGAGAAGCGGUAGUGACAGUAUCCCGAGCAGCGACAGUCCCAUUGGCAUACCUCCGACAGGCUUUGAUUCUGCAAUGUCGUCAAAUUCUUUGGCGCCCUCGCGACCUGAUAGCCCCAGCUCCAUCUCUUCCGAGGCCAACAUGAUGAAUUUUGUUUGGGAUAUGUGGGAUGAUUUGGUGACAUACUACUCACGUCGUCAUCUCACCUUCGUCACUGAUAAAUUGCCGGCACUGAGUGGCGUCGCUUCUCGUGUCCUUAAAAUCACAAAGUCCCGUUAUCUUGCGGGCAUGUGGGAGGAUAACCUUGGUAUCGAGCUAUGUUGGUCCAGGGCAUAUAGAGAGUACCAGGACUUGCCGACCAUUUCCGCCGAGUAUGUGGCACCCUCAUGGUCAUGGGCCUCGAUACCCGGAGUAGUGAAAAGUCGCGUCGAGAGAACGAUCAGUAUCUUUGAACCCAGCUUCACAAUCAUUGAAGCCAACUCUAAUGUCUCAGGGCUCAACCCAUUCGGCAGGGUCACUGCUGGCCAUCUUCUCAUGAGAGGACAGAUCGCUGAGGCGGUGUUAACCUGCGAUGACCCUCAAACAAGCGUCUUUUAUAAGAUAUCUGGGCCUACAGAAAAAUGGGAGUUUUCUCCCGACAGCAUCCUGGUCUUGGAUGACAACCAUUUGUUAAGGGCUAAGCAGGAUGCGAAGGCUUCCAAGUUUACGGCCAAGGUUUAUUGCCUGUACAUUGGCUCGACUUACUCUAAUCGAGGCGACGAGAGUGACAGGGAACAUUUCAUUCGCGCCGUAAACAGUCCGCUUUGCGGUGUGCUAACAUUCUCGAAACAUAUCAGCAAAGUGAAUAUCUUUGGGGUCGCAAUUCUUGGCGCCUGCAAGUCUGUUCACAUCUUUCAUAAAUUCUCUUCGCGGGUCAUCAACCAUCAGCUCGAUACCAACGCUCCCCUUCAUACACAGCAACAAAUCACAAACGAAACGAGGAUGAGUUUAAUUAAUAGCGUUCUCGCCGUCCUACCAAAUGUCCCAUUCCUUCCUCCGGGACCUCCAGCGAACGAGGAUGCAAAGAAACAGAAGAGUCCACUGGACCGCUUCUUGGGCACACCAUCGAAAGAAAAGAAGCACGCCACACCAACAGCUUCUGAGAACCGCGAUCGAUCAUGA
This is a messenger RNA of Fusarium subglutinans, 2271 nucleotides long. Its product is annotated as het-domain protein. The transcript has 5 exons. The coding region runs from base 1 to 2271 and encodes 756 amino acids. NCBI's taxonomy places the organism in Eukaryota, Fungi, Ascomycota, Sordariomycetes, Hypocreales, Nectriaceae. The record is from RefSeq and is a predicted model, not a curated record.